ACAAUACCGUUCGAUCAUAUCAUUUGAGGAGACCGUACAGGCCCAAACGAGGAGGAAGAGAAAUGUGAACUACGAAUUGUUCAAUCUUUCAUAAUCAAACCAUAGAAACAAUUCAAAAUGCCUCCUCGCAAAUUCAACUUAAAUAGCAGGGUACUAUUCCUAUUCCUAUUCCUAUUCAUUCCUCUCCUCUCCAAUCCAAUCCCCUCCCUCCCAGCGACUCCAUAGCUCAACCAGCUAACAACCCCUCCUUUCAGACUGUAACGGCCCCUCUAGCAGCCGCAACCAUGGCGUUACUCCUGUACACAUAUGCUCGUAUCUCCAUUAGAGCAGCAAAGCAAAAUGCGCAGAAACAUCGCGAAGCAGACGGCGGCCAAAUAAAUUGGGCCAACGAAAGUUUGAGACGUCAUGGUCAGUUAGAUGUGCCGCAAGAGCAAAAAACCGUGAAACAAUUAUUAGGCACGGCGAAGGAUAAUUUGGAGCAAUUGAAGACAAAGGGAGAUGCGCCUGAGAGUCACGAGGUGGAGAGAAAAUUGAGGGAGAGGGCAGCCAAAGGAAGAGAAGGUGGUCUUGCUGGAAAGGCAGAGUGACAUCAAAUGGGGAUGAUGAUAAAAAUUGAAGGCGUGUUUUUAGGAUUAUAUGGUCAGAUGCCAAGCUACGCAUAAGUUUGUCUUUCGAGGUUGCAUAUAGGAGUUCCGGGGCUAUCUACAAAAUUGUAUAUUUAGGUCAAGGUGAAAUAUAAAACAA
This is a messenger RNA of Sclerotinia trifoliorum, 744 nucleotides long. The record is from the annotation of a GenBank genome assembly. NCBI's taxonomy places the organism in Eukaryota, Fungi, Ascomycota, Leotiomycetes, Helotiales, Sclerotiniaceae.